This is a messenger RNA of Carassius gibelio (silver crucian carp), 2270 nucleotides long. RefSeq names its product Spi-C transcription factor (Spi-1/PU.1 related) (gene spic). Gene Ontology annotation, molecular function: sequence-specific DNA binding; DNA-binding transcription factor activity, RNA polymerase II-specific. Gene Ontology annotation, cellular component: nucleus. Lineage: Eukaryota; Metazoa; Chordata; Actinopteri; Cypriniformes; Cyprinidae. Gene Ontology annotation, biological process: cell differentiation; regulation of transcription by RNA polymerase II. Bases 231 to 1028 code for a protein of 265 amino acids. The record is from RefSeq and is a predicted model, not a curated record. The transcript has 5 exons.
UCAUUUCCAAAAAGAGAAGUAGAGUAUCACCGACUGCUCAAUGGUAUGUUGACGUGGCACAUUUAAAUGGACCCAUGUAUAAAACAGACCACAUUGCUUAGUUGGACAGUAAAUCAGUAGUCCUUCUACAAUAUAUCUGUCCACAUUUAAUCACUGAGACAUAGAAGAUAUUUCCAGUUGUACACAGGCGAGCUCUACAUAGAUGCAGAAUUAGGUUUUCCAAGGCCAGAAUGGGAUCUCUUGACAAUGACAUUAAUCAAGAUUUUCAGGAUGCCAUUGAUGUAAUUCAGCGUCACUCUCAGAUCCGACACUGUGACAACGAAAAUAAAUACUAUGAGAAUUUGGGAAGUCAACAGUCCUCUGUGAGACAUGCCAUCUCAUACUAUCAGUUCACACCUCAUUUCGAGCCUCCAGGACCGGUGUUUGACUGGAAUGAAUCCUCGUCAUGGUCUCACAUUGGGCCAGAUGUGUCUCUGGGGCCACUGUGUUCCGCUGACUCUUCAGCGUUUUACUCGAGUUUACCACAGCGCCACGGAAAAGGCCGUAAGAAGUUACGCUUAUAUGAAUAUUUGCACGAGGCUCUUCACGAUGACAACAUGGGCGACUCCAUCCAAUGGACGGACCGAGGAAGCGGGAUCUUCCACUUCAUCUCCAAAAAUAAAGAAAAACUGGCCGAAUGCUGGGGUCAGCGCAAGGGCAACCGCAAGACCAUGACCUACCAGAAAAUGGCACGCGCUCUCCGCAACUACAGCCGCACGGGUGAGAUUGUCAAAGUGCGUCGCAAGCUCACCUAUCAGUUUAACCCAGCUAUACUGCAGCGAUUGAGUUCACUGUCAGGCUACAGCUCAGGCCCUUCGUCCAGAGACAUGGCCCUUCAUCAGCAAGGCUCUGCUGAGCACGUCUACUACAGCUCUCCUCUACAGGACUGUCAUUACUGGUACGGCCAAUGCUCUUACCAGGCCGAGUACGAUCUUGCUACUGUGCUGACAAUGCACGAGGAGCCCAAAAUUGGCGUUUCAGCUCAGUGAUUCUCAAAAGAGCCCUUUUCUGUCAUGCCAUGAAUUCUGACAUUUCUGUUCUUUACAUGGGAGAUUCUUGCAAAUAAACUUUGACAUCGCAAAAAUGUACAAAAUUACCCACAGUGCUUUAGAAAUGAGUGGAUGCAUGUAAAUAGUUAAAAGUUUGUUUGUUUGUUUGUUUUUGAAAGAAAUUAAAACUUCUGUCAGUAAGGAUGCAUUUAAUUGAUAAAAAAAAAGACAGCAAAGAUUUUCAUUGUUUUAUAAAAGAUUUCUAUAUCAAAUACAUUUUUUUUAUAAAUAUCACAAAAAAAUCUGCAUUGACAUUGCAGGAAUAAAUUACAAUUGAAAAUAAAUUAAAACAGAAAAGUUAUUUUACAUUCUAAAUUGAAAUAAUAUUAAAAAAAAAAAAUAUCUUUUUUUUUUUUUUUUUUUUGGAUCAAAUAAAUGCAACCUUGAUGAGCAUAAGAGACUUCUUUAAAAAAAAUGGACCCCAAGCUUUUGAACCACUGUGUAUAUGUACAGUGGCCCUAAAAAGUAUUUGGACACUCAAAAUAUGUUAACUAUUGUAUGAAAAAAUAUAAAACCAAAUAACCCUUCUUUUAAAAUGACAGUAGAGCGAGCACUUUUUUAAACAAAACAUUCAAUCAAUAGUUUUUAAAUAAUAAUAAAAAAAAAAGGUUCAUAAAAUAUUUUUUUGUGUUCCUGUGGCUCAAGGUUGUGGGUUCGAUUCCCAGGGAAAAAUAUGUUAGUCUGAAUGCACUGUAAGUCGCUUUGGAAAAAAGCGUCUGCUAAAUGCGUACAUUUAUUUAAUUUAUUUUGAUAUUUUGUAUGCAAUUAAAUAACGUUAUUAUUAUGUAAGUGUCUUAUAUCUACUUUUUGGAAUCACUCUACUGUUUGUUAUAAGUCUGUCUUCAUAUUUACUUGUUUACAUAAGAUCAUUUGUUUUAUCACUCAAAUAAAGUUUCCUUGUCUUGAAAAAAAUCCCAGUCAAUUUGUUUGUUAAACUCUCCAAUGUAAAACACAUACGCUUGAAGCCGCUGUAUAAACUUUUGCGCUGAUUUCUUUGCAAAUGCACUGGGCCGAGCUUAUCUAAUUCACAGAGAAAGGAUUGUUUGUGAGGGCUUUCUGUGUCAUAUUACAAACCGAUCUCAAAUCAUCUUCCUCUUUGAAAGAUAGCGAUCAGACUCUAAUGCAGUGCUGCUGUAUAAUUUUCAUACUGGACAAUAAACACUGGAGUCAUAACAACCGUGC